Hemibagrus wyckioides is the source of this 2340-nucleotide messenger RNA. Its product is annotated as B-cell receptor CD22-like. The record is from RefSeq and is a predicted model, not a curated record. The transcript is spliced from 11 exons. Bases 343 to 2079 code for a protein of 578 amino acids. NCBI's taxonomy places the organism in Eukaryota, Metazoa, Chordata, Actinopteri, Siluriformes, Bagridae.
GUUUAUUCUCAUGCUGACCCUGCUCUCUUUAAUAACAACUUUAAAAGUUAUUCUAGUUUUAUAGGCUUUCAGAGAGCCACUGUGUUCUGAUCCAAUAUUUAUAUCAGUAAAGCAUUUUUUUUAGAUUUUAUUUUAUGAGAUUAGAGAAAAGUUUGUUUUUUUCUCUUUCUUUAUCUGAGUAUUUGCGCUAUUUCAGAAGAAGUGACUACUUCAGCAGAAAGAACAGGAAAACAACAGCAACACUUGAAAACCACAUGCACUUCUCCUGACACUUUAUUUUCUGCUCAACUGUUGGACACGAGGGUCAAAAGGACACGUUACAUGUAGAAUCUUUAUAGAAGAAUGAUGUCCCUAAAAACAUCUUCUCUGCUUUGUCUGAUCUUUCUCCUCAGGAUCACAGCAGCUCUGGGGACUGAAUGGAGUGUGAAAUACAGCCAAAGAAAUCUCUGUGCUUUAAAAGGAUCUACAGUGUUUAUGAACGGCACUUACACACACCCAACACGUCUUACAGUGAAAGACAGGUUUUGGAUCAUAAACCCAGUUGAGGGUAAAGAGCCGACUGAUCUGUGUAAUGAACCAGGUUACUCAGGUAGAGUGCAGUAUUUAACAGAUGGACAGAAUCACUUCUCCCUCAGACUGAGUGAUGUGAAGAAAACAGAUGAACACAUGUACUACUUCAGAAUCAGUACAAACACAAAGAAAGACAAAUACAUGGGUUAUCCUGGAGUUACACUCACUGUUACAGAUCUUGAUGUUCAGAUCACUCCUGCAGAAGUGACAGAGGGACAAUCAGCCGUUCUGACCUGUAAAACCACCUGCAGUCUGACUGAUCCAACAUUCAUCUGGUACAAAAACAGCCAUCAUUUAACCACAAAGACCAGCGAGGGCAAUGAAGUCCAUCUGCAGUCAGUCAGCAGUGAGGAUGCAGGCAGUUAUAGCUGUGCUGUAAGAGGAUAUGAACAUCUCUCUCCUGCUCAAACCCUCAGAGUCAGAUAUGGUCCAAAGAAUGUCUCAGUGUCCAUCAGUCCCUCUGGUGAGAUAGUGGAGGGCAGUUCAGUGACUCUGACCUGCAGCAGUGAUGCUAACCCACCUGUGAAGACCUACACCUGGUAUAAGCAGGCGACAUCAGUAGGAACAGAAAAGACCUACACCAUCUCCAAGAUCAGCUCCAUGGACACUGGAGAGUAUAAGUGCAAGUGCAGUAAUGAAGUCGGACAUCAGGAGUCCAGCAGUGUGUCUCUAAAUGUUCUGUAUCCUCCAAAGAAUGUCUCAAUGUCCAUCAGUCCCUCUGGUGAGAUUGUGGAGGGCAGUUCAGUGACUCUGACCUGCAGCAGUGAUGCUAACCCACCUGUGAAGACCUACACCUGGUAUAAGCAGGCGACAUCAGUAGGAACAGAAAAGACCUACACCAUCUCCAAGAUCAGCUCCAUGGACACUGGAGAGUAUAAGUGCAAGUGCAGUAAUGAAGUCGGACAUCAGGAGUCCAGCAGUGUGACUCUGAAUGUUCUGUAUCCUCCAAAGAGUGUCUCAGUGUCCAUCAGUCCCUCUGGUGAGAUAGUGGAGGGCAGUUCAAUGACUCUGACCUGCAGCAGUGAUGCUAACCCACCUGUACAGAACUACACCUGGUAUAUGGAGAAAGAAUCAUCACCUGUAGGAUCUGGACAGAGUUACAGAGCUGUACAGAGUGGACAGUACUACUGCAAGGCUCAGAAUAAACACGGCUCUGACAGAUCAGCUGCAGUAACUGUCACUUUUAGAGGUUCUUAUGUUUCUGUGAUUGUGUAUGUUGCUGUUGGACUUGGACUUUUUGGGCUUGCAGCUCUUCUCUCUGCACUCUUCUGGCUGAGAAGCAGGAGACAGAAGAAGAAGAAGGCAGAUGAAGGUGACUGUCAGAACACUGGAAAGAUUGCUCAAGACGACACAUACGCAGCUCUGGACCCUGCAGGACGGGCAGCUGAUGACGUGUAUCAAACACUUGCAAACUCUGGGCUGAGUGUUAAAGACGACACGUACACGACUCUCAACCCUGCAGGCCGGGCAGCUGAUGAUGUGUAUCACACACUGGUAGUAGGUGUUUAAUGAAAAAUACAGUUACUCGUGAUAUGUUUGAUGAUAAAUAUUUUAUUCUUGUAAAUCUAAAUCCUAUUAAUCCUGUUUUUGGUUUUAGAUUUUUAAUUUUAGAGUUACAUUAUUGAUCCUUCAAAUUUAACAAAGCUACUCAUAUACAUUGCUUCAUUUUGUCUCACUUCAAAUAAAUAAAUAAAACAUCUUUGUAUAUGAAGAACUCGUGUCAGUAGUUAAAUAUUUUUACUCUUUUUUAUUGUGCUUGUGUCAGUUCUG